Poecilia latipinna (sailfin molly) is the source of this 2220-nucleotide messenger RNA. RefSeq names its product sodium- and chloride-dependent GABA transporter ine. Lineage: Eukaryota; Metazoa; Chordata; Actinopteri; Cyprinodontiformes; Poeciliidae. Bases 132 to 1985 code for a protein of 617 amino acids. Gene Ontology annotation, biological process: amino acid import across plasma membrane; nitrogen compound transport; sodium ion transmembrane transport. Gene Ontology annotation, molecular function: amino acid:sodium symporter activity. The record is from RefSeq and is a predicted model, not a curated record. The transcript is spliced from 13 exons. Gene Ontology annotation, cellular component: plasma membrane.
CAAUACCCGGCGGUGGGGUUGACACGGAUUUACCCGCGCUGACUGUGAUAUUUUCUGUCCCCCUGCCUUUCAAACAGCUCUGUUUAGAUAAAACACUGACUUCAGGAAGGUUAGAGAUUCUUUGGGUGUACAUGGUCUCAAAUAAACUGAAUUUCAUCGAAUAUAGCGUUUAUUGGAGAGCGCGGUUUAUUUAUGCACAUUCGAUUUUUAGUUCAUCUCUACCAGCUGCGAUGGAGCUCGCAGAGGAAAACUCAAAGCCACUGUCAGAUGCCAAAGCCUCUGAUACAGGAGCUCAGAGACCCACGUGGAGUGGGCAGCUGGACUUCAUCCUGGCCACGGUGGGAUACGCAGUGGGACUGGGAAACGUCUGGAGGUUUCCUUAUCUGUGUUACAGCAGCGGCGGAGGUGCCUUCAUUAUCCCCUACAUCGCCAUGGUUUUCAUUUGCGGCAUUCCUCUGCUCUUUAUGGAGUUUGCUGUUGGCCAGUAUACUCGUUUAGGACCAGUGCAUGCAUUCGCCAAGAUCUGCCCCCUCUUUAAAGGUGUAGGCCUGGCCACAGUCGUAAUCUCCUUUGUCUUCUGCACAUUCUACAAUGUGCUCAUGGGCUGGGCCUUUUUCUACUUGUUCAACUCAUUCAGAGGAACUCUCCCCUGGUCGUCUUGCAACAACACGUGGAAUGUCGUUGGAAACUGCUCCAGCGGUUUUUCUGGCAAUGCCACCCACCUGCAGUCGUCAAGCCUGCAGUUCUUUGAUCACAAACUUUUAGAGAAGACCAGUGGGAUUGAAGAAGCUGGUGGCCUACAGUGGGAAGUAUUUGGCUGUCUUCUUCUCUCAUGGAUCAUUGUUUAUUUAUGCAUAUUUAAAGGAGUCAAAUCCACAGGCAAGGUGGUGUAUUUCACUGCUGUCUUUCCAUACUUUAUCUUGUUCUCCCUCCUCAUCAAUAAUAUCCAGCUGCCCGGAGCAAAGGCAGGCAUCCUUUAUUUUAUAACACCUGUUUGGAGCAAACUGUUUGAAGUCAAGGUUUGGGUCAAUGCAGCUGCCCAGGUGUUUAACUCUCUGGGAAUAGCAUUUGGCUGUAUGAUUUCAAUGGCUAGCUACAACAAGUUCAACAACAACAUCACAAGGGAUGUGUUAGUAGUGUCAUUAGUCAAUUCCUUCACCAGUAUCCUGGCUGGCCUUGUAAUCUUCUCAGCUAUUGGCUACAUGUCUUUUAAACACAAUCUACCAGUGGAUAACAUAGCCACAGAUGGUCCUGGUUUGGUGUUUGUUGUGUAUCCUGAAGUUCUCUCCACCAUGCCCGGCUAUCAGUUCUGGGCUCCACUGUUCUUCAUCAUGCUGCUGUGUCUUGGUCUCGACAGUCAGUUUGGCAACGUGGAGGUGGUCGUGACGUUCUUGAAGGACGAGUUUGGAGUCAAAAUUCUUCGGUACCUGAAGAGAGAAGAGCAUCUUGCUCUGGUCGUGUGUUUUGUGGGGCUUCUUUUGGGAAUCCCUCAUGUAACUCAGGGAGGCAUUUACGUGUUCCAGCUGAUGGACCACUGCACUGCUGUGGUUUCCCUCAUAUGCCUGGCUUUCUUUGAAGUAGUGGCUGUAUGCUGGAUCUUUGGAGUCUCCCGUCUCUCCCUGAUGGUCAAGAGGAUGCGAGGCGAGUCUGCGAGCCUCUUCUUCCGCCUCUGCUGGCUGCUGCUCUGCCCCCUACUGAUGCUGUGCAUCCUGGCAUCCAGCGUUGUUCAAUACACGCCUCCUCACUAUGGAGAGUACAUGUACCCACUGUGGGCUGAGUUAGUGGGGUGGGUCGUCUCACUGGUCUCCAUAGUGUGGAUCCCACUUUGUGCUGUUCAUGAAAUCUACAACAGCAAGGGGUCACUUCUUCAGAGAAUCAAAAAAGCCGUGGCUCCUACAUUAGACCUGGAUGCCACGAAUCCUCAACCAGAAAAGCAGAAAACAGACAAACCAGUGUUGGAAAAACUGUUAAGAUCAUCGGUGUAGCCAGAGAGUGAAAACCAGUGUGUCUGUGGGAUGCUUAGAUGUAUUAGUCUGUUUUUACAAGGUCAUGUUUUUAUGAAAGAUAUAACUUUAAACCAACUGUAAAUUUUGAAGGUUUUUAAUCUUUUUUCUGUAAAAAUAUUCGGUUUCAUCCAUCAUCUGAAGGCUAAAUAACAGCGAUUUGUUUUCACUGUGAUGUAAAAAGUAAAACUUAUUCUAUAAAUGCUUUGUAAAUGCA